GAGGGGGUGAGCGAGCACGGGGGUCUACUAACUCAUUCUCUAGUCUCCUCUUCUGUUAAAGGGACAGUCUGCUUUUUCUGUCAGGAUGUCUGAAAAUGACUCAGCAGGAAAUAACCUGGUGUCUGUGGACUUCGAGAUCUUCGGUCAUGUUCAGGGAGUCUGUUUCAGAAUGUACACAGAGAAGGAGGGUCUGCGGCUCGGCCUGGUUGGCUGGGUGAAGAACACCUACAGUGGGACGGUGGUGGGACAGGUGCAGGGUCCGGCUGGCAUGGUGGAGGAGAUGAAGGUGUGGUUGAGUAAAGAAGGAAGUCCUUCCAGUCGCAUCACCAGAGCCUCCUUCACCAACCAGAGAAGCAUCAACAAGCUGGAGAUGUCUGGCUUCAAGACUCGCUUCUGACCAGCUCAUCAAAUGUAACCUGAGGAGCCUCUGUUCCUGACCCCAGUGCAGCAACACUGACAGUUGUCUUUGGUGUUCAUUCUGAAUCAUAGCUUACCAUUGUGAUCUCAGCUUUGAUGUUAUAUCUAUGCUUUUAUCAAUUCAGUGAAUGAAGACUUUCGUAUGAUGUCCUGGAGUUACAGUUUCAAAAUUAAAUUCUUUACAGGCUCAACAUGUGCUAUCAGAUAAAUCUAUAUUUCAUCAAGGUGUCAUUGGUGGGAAAUGUAACAGUUAUCUUGAUUUAAUUGAUGCAUCUAUGCCAAUAUCUAAAACAACCCACAGCUGUAAUAUCCACUCUGUGUAUAAAUAAUGUGAUUAUAGCAUUUUGUUACAACUCUUAUCAUUUACUUUUUUAAAUUAAGAUUAGUUAUCUGUUCAGUGUAACUCAAGGUUGAGUUGAAUUAAAUGAAGUGACUACUGAAUCCAUUUUUCUCAUUUUAUGCAGAGAAUAUCAGAAAAUACCUACAUUUCUUGGACAAGCCUGUUUUAUGUAGUGUAUCAUUUACUCUACAGUCAA
Cheilinus undulatus (humphead wrasse) is the source of this 953-nucleotide messenger RNA. Its product is annotated as acylphosphatase-2-like. The record is from RefSeq and is a predicted model, not a curated record. Gene Ontology annotation, molecular function: acylphosphatase activity. The transcript is spliced from 4 exons. The coding region runs from base 86 to 397 and encodes 103 amino acids. NCBI's taxonomy places the organism in Eukaryota, Metazoa, Chordata, Actinopteri, Labriformes, Labridae.